AUGAAGACUGUAUUAAUUACUGGUUGUUCGUCAGGGAUUGGGUAUCAAUUGGCGCUUGAAUUUGCAAAACGUGGUUAUCUGGUUUUCGCAUGUGCACGAUCUAUUGGGCCAUUGCAAGAGCUAGCGUCCAAGUACCCAGAAAACAUCAUUCCAUUUACGCUGGACAUUUCAUCCCUUGAUUCAAUCAACCGAGGAUAUGAAUUUGUGAAAUUCCAACUUGAGGAACGGAAACUCGACGGUCUCGACGUUUUGUAUAACAAUGCUGGCUCCUCUUGUACGUUCCCAGCAAUCGACGUGCCUGACCAGGCACUAGUUCAGUGUUUGGAAGUUAAUAUUGCAGGACAUGUACGCAUGACACAUGCGUUUUCACGUUUGGUUAUUGCCAGAAAGGGUACAAUUGCAUUUACGGGAUCUGCAGCGGGAUAUUGUCCGUUCCCUUGGGGAUCAGUAUAUGGCGCUUCCAAGGCAGCAAUUGGUCAGUAUGCGUCAAUUUUAGCAUUUGAAUUGGAACCUUUUGAUGUGAAGGUCAAGCAUUUUAUCACCGGCGGGGUGAAGACAAAUAUUGCCGACAAGCGACCAUUGCCUGAAGAUAGUAUUUACAACAUUGAAUCAAUGAGAGUGGCCUUUGAGGAAAGACAGAAGUUUGCCGAGCGUAACAAUCCGUUACCGGCUGAUGUCUAUGCCAAGCAGGCGGUUGAUGCGAUUGAGAAGGGCUGGAGAUCAACUGUUGACGUCUACUUGGGUACAUGGAGAUCGUUGCCAAGAAUUGUAGCUAUUGUUCCUAGAUGGCUAAUAUUGGCUAUUUUCAGGGUGAAGUUUCAUUUGCACAGUGUUUGGAGAGAACUUCGUCAUCUAAAGAGUGACUAG
Molecule: messenger RNA, 867 nt
Organism: Pichia kudriavzevii
Lineage: Eukaryota; Fungi; Ascomycota; Pichiomycetes; Pichiales; Pichiaceae
Exons: 1
Coding region: 1-867 (288 amino acids)
Biological process (GO): phosphatidic acid biosynthetic process; triglyceride catabolic process
Cellular component (GO): endoplasmic reticulum; lipid droplet
Molecular function (GO): triacylglycerol lipase activity; acylglycerone-phosphate reductase (NADP+) activity
Source: RefSeq, a predicted model, not a curated record